AUGAAUCAGAAGCCCAAGCCGCGCUCCACCAUGAGGAUGCUAAAGAAGGAGGUCGCGGAAGAGAUCCUGGAGCAAAGAAAACGGGGGGCACAAAUGGACCAGGAACUGAUGGGGGAUGGCGGCAAAGUUCCCACACUCAGCGAGCUGCGAAAGCAGGACAAAGAGCUGUCUAAGCAACUGCAGGAGGAGAUGCAGAGGACUGAGCUGCUGCGCCAACGGGUUAAGGCCAAUAAAGAAGCCAUCGAUGGGGCGACGAGCGAAUUGCGGAAGAAGCUGGAGACGGUCGACCAGGAGAAUAGCUGCUGCAUCUGCCUGCUGCACUGGAGUGCGAAAGGCCACCACAGGCUGAUUGCGCUUAAAUGCGGCCACCUUUUCGGCGAGAUGUGCAUCCGCACCUGCUGGCGGCAGUCCAAUCGGUGCCCCAUCUGCAGAGUGGUCAGCUACGAAGACGACAUCCGUCAGGUGCAUCCAUACAACUGUGACAGUGCCAUCGACCUGUAAUCCAGCUUUCGGAAAUACCCUAGGAGAGUACGGAAGAAGUGGAGCCUUUUACAAAAUUUUAAUAAAUUUUGAUAUUGCAUCAAAGCUAUAGUUUACCUCUAUUAUUAUA
This is a messenger RNA of Drosophila biarmipes, 610 nucleotides long. Its product is annotated as E3 ubiquitin-protein ligase rnf8-A. NCBI's taxonomy places the organism in Eukaryota, Metazoa, Arthropoda, Insecta, Diptera, Drosophilidae. Gene Ontology annotation, molecular function: ubiquitin protein ligase activity. The transcript has 2 exons. The record is from RefSeq and is a predicted model, not a curated record. Bases 1 to 501 code for a protein of 166 amino acids. Gene Ontology annotation, cellular component: nucleus. Gene Ontology annotation, biological process: interstrand cross-link repair; protein ubiquitination.